Messenger RNA from Trichogramma pretiosum, 1056 nucleotides. Its product is annotated as zinc finger protein 99-like. Gene Ontology annotation, biological process: regulation of transcription by RNA polymerase II. The record is from RefSeq and is a predicted model, not a curated record. Gene Ontology annotation, molecular function: RNA polymerase II cis-regulatory region sequence-specific DNA binding; DNA-binding transcription factor activity. NCBI's taxonomy places the organism in Eukaryota, Metazoa, Arthropoda, Insecta, Hymenoptera, Trichogrammatidae. The coding region runs from base 1 to 1056 and encodes 351 amino acids. The transcript has a single exon.
AUGUCAGCUUCGGAAAAGCAAAGAUUAGAAAGUAAAAGUGGCAAUUUACGUCACAAAUGCGACGAGUGUGGUAAGAUUUUCUUAACUGAGAAAAAAUUGGACGAUCACAUAAAUGGAGUUCAUUUGAAACAGAGAAAUUUUGUUUGCGAAAAUUGUGGACGAUCUUUUGCCACAAGGCGUGGUUUGAAAAUCCAUGAUAUAAAUGUCCAUCAAAAGAUAAAAAAUUUCACGUGCGAUACGUGUGGAAAGGCUUUUAGUUACAAAAGAGUCUUGGAUGAGCACAUUACUACAGUUCAUGAAAAAAUUAAAGAUCACAAAUGCGAAGAGUGUGGCAUGUCUUUUGGACGAAAGUGGACUCUGACGAGGCACAUAGAUGCAGUUCAUUUGAAACCCAUAGAAAAAGUAUGUAACGAAUGUGGAAAGUUCUUUGGUGAUAAAAGUACAGUCAAAACACACGUGGCCACAGUUCAUGAAAAAAUCAAAGAUCACAAGUGCGAAGAGUGUGGUAAGUCUUUUGGACUAAAGCCCAAUCUGAUGAGACACAUAGAUGUAGUUCAUUUAAAACUCAAAGAGCAUAUAUGCUUCGAGUGUGACAAGUCUUUUGGGCUAAAGUGUGUUCUGAUGAGGCACAUAGAUGCAGUUCAUUUGAAACUCAAAGAGAACAUUUGCAAAGAAUGUGGGACAGCUUUUCUUCGUAAAAGUGACUUGAAUAAACACAUUAUUACAGUUCAUGAAAAAAUCAAAGACCACCAAUGCUUCGAGUGUGGUAAGUCUUUUGGACUAAAGCCCAAUCUGAUGAGACACAUAGAUGUAGUUCAUUUGAAAUUUAAAGAGCAUACGUGUGGAGAAUGUGGAAAGUCUUUUGUUGAAAAAAAUAAGUUGAAUGAACACAUUUCCGCAGUUCAUGAAAAAAUCAAAGAUUACAAAUGCGAAGAAUGUGGUAAAUCUUUUGGACGAAAAGGUUCUUUGAUGAAGCACAUAGAUUUAGUUCAUUUGAAACUCAAAGAGCAUCUGUCAAAGAAUGCGGAAAAACCUUUAGAAAGAAUAGAGAUGUGA